Morone saxatilis (striped sea-bass) is the source of this 1359-nucleotide messenger RNA. RefSeq lists its product as uncharacterized. Gene Ontology annotation, molecular function: zinc ion binding; ubiquitin protein ligase activity. Gene Ontology annotation, cellular component: endomembrane system. Bases 115 to 582 code for a protein of 155 amino acids. The transcript is spliced from 6 exons. Lineage: Eukaryota; Metazoa; Chordata; Actinopteri; Moronidae. The record is from RefSeq and is a predicted model, not a curated record.
GCGAUCCAGCUCGGGGUGACUGAAUCCAGGCUCCAAACAGAUCCAGGGUCUGGAGCUCCAGCCUUCUCCUGAAAGGGCCUGAAUAUACUGCUGCUGCCCUGGGAGUCAAAUUUCAUGCAACCAUUCCAAUGGUGUAACGGAUGCCUGUGUGGUUUGGGUUCUCAGCGCUCUGAACACUACUGCAGCAUGACGUCUGACAUCUAUCACCUCCCACUCAAUGUGUAUGUCAUUGUGCUGGGCAUCGGCCUCUUCGUCUUCAUGCUCAGCCUCAUCUUCUGCUGCUACCUUUUCAGGUUGAAGCAACAAGGAACAAGGGAGCAGUUCAGCUACAAUGAGGUGGUGCUGAAGGGAGCAAGCAAGAAACUGAGCCUCCUAGGACAAACCUGUGCGGUGUGUCUGGAAGAAUUCAGGACCAGAGAUGAACUGGGAGUGUGCCCAUGCUCACAUGCAUUUCACAAGAAGUGCCUGCUUAAGUGGCUGGAGAUCCGCAGUGUGUGCCCCAUGUGUAACAAACCCAUCCUCCGGCUCCACACAGACGCUCCCCAGGGAGCUGAGGGUCCAAUGGACCCAGAGGAGGUGUGAGGGAGCUGGGAGAGAGGAAACCGGACUCCCCUUACAGAGAAAAAAAACACACAUUAAAUACACUAGGGAUGAUGGACAGCGGUCAUCUUUAAGACAUCUUACAGGAAAUGUUGAUAAUGAUCCCAAGUGGCCGCCCUGCUGCUGACCUUUGAGCAAUAUGCCUUGGUGGGAAAUUGGAUAUUGACAGCACCAAAAUGAAUCGGUCAGAUCAGUCAGGGAUCAGUCAGUUGGAUGAAUAGGACCGUUUCAUAAAAAUGCUCCUAGUUCUACUUCCAUAUUGCACUGUUCACCAAAAAACAUGACAGGAAAAAGGAGCCACAUUAGAGAGCAGGAUAUCAUUGCCACUGUCACUGGACGACUAGUGCAGCACUGCCAGAGACCAACAACACUUCAGGCAUUGAGCAGGACAUCAGAGUACAGGAUCAGUAUGGAUACCUCUAUUAUCUCAGGGGUGUUACCAAUACAGCCAGCACAAACCAUGUCAGUCACCCUAUAACCCUGUGCCACACAUGCAUCUUCAAUACUGCCAACGUAGGUGAAAUGCUCCAGCAGUCAGGGGUGGCCACAACCUCCGGCUGAAACCAAGACCAGCGGGAUUACAACCAUGACGAUUUAAGUAGACAAUAUUGUUACAGAUUGUGUCCCAGGCCCUCUCCUUUUAAAAAGAGACUGAUAGAAAACUAGUCUUGCCUGUAUGUAUUGUAUGUAAACAUGUCCCUAUAUAUUGUUAUUUUGUAUUUGUUGCUUUUAAAUAAAACGUCACGUAAUGUAUUGUAA